Pelodiscus sinensis (Chinese soft-shelled turtle) is the source of this 3762-nucleotide messenger RNA. It is a transcript of the gene CRLS1, whose product is annotated as cardiolipin synthase 1. Gene Ontology annotation, biological process: cardiolipin biosynthetic process. Gene Ontology annotation, molecular function: CDP-diacylglycerol-glycerol-3-phosphate 3-phosphatidyltransferase activity; cardiolipin synthase (CMP-forming) activity. Lineage: Eukaryota; Metazoa; Chordata; Testudines; Trionychidae. Gene Ontology annotation, cellular component: membrane; mitochondrion. The record is from RefSeq and is a predicted model, not a curated record.
UUGCAAGGCAUCAGCAUGCAUUAUGAAAACCCAUGGACAAUCCCAAAUAUACUUUCUAUGGCAAGAAUUGGUUUGGCUCCAGUUUUGGGUUAUUUGAUUGUUGAAGAAGAUUUCAACAUUGCUUUGGGUGUUUUUGCUCUGGCUGGGAUAACAGAUUUGUUGGAUGGGUUUAUUGCACGGAACUGGGCCAGUCAGAAAUCUGUUUUGGGAAGUGCCCUUGAUCCGCUAGCUGAUAAAAUUCUUAUCAGUGUCCUGUAUGUCAGCCUGACUUGUGCAAAUCUUAUUCCAGUUCCACUGACUACUUUGAUCAUUUUAAGGGACAUAGUGCUAAUUGCUGCUGUUUUUUAUGUGCGAUACAAAACACUAUCCCCACCAAGAACACUUAGUAGAUAUUUCAACCCCUGUUAUGCUACUGCACAGCUAAAACCAACUUUCAUCAGCAAGAUGAACACAGUAGUUCAGCUAAUCUUGGUGGCAGCUUCUUUAGCAGCUCCUGUUUUCAAUUAUGUGGAUAGCAUAUAUCUACAGACUUUAUGGUGCAUUACUGCUUUCACAACAGCAUCGUCUGCAUACAGUUAUUAUCAUUAUGGUCGGAAAACAGUCCAGGUAAUAAACAACAAAUGAAAUGUUACAGAAAGAAUCAUUUCAUCACAUCACUGUUUUCUAUACCGCAAAGGAUGAUAUAAAUGGCCUAGGAAUAAGAACUCAGUAUUUUUCCUUACGACAGUUGUUUCAGUUCAAACCAUGUCAUGACAACUGGACUGAUAUAUGAAGUAAAAAUGAAGUCUGAUCAUGUACUGUAAAUGUAUUGAAUUUUCAAUGUAUUUUUGAAAGUUAUAAAUAAAAAUAUAAUUGUUUUAAAAAAAAUCACCUUAAUGUUCUUAAAGGUACUUACAAGACUCAAAAUGCAUGACAACCACUGGUGACUUGUAUCUCUUUUUAAAUUGCUUUUCAGAACAUAAAGUUUGCACUAGCGCUGUUGAUUAAUUCCAGUUCACUCACGCGAUUAAUGCAAAAAAAAUUGUGAUUUAAAAAAUGAAUCCUGAGUGUUCAGUUUUAAUCACAUUGUUAAACAAUAACAUCCUAAAUGAAAUUUGUUAAAUAUUUGUGGAUGUUUUUCUACAUUUUCAAGUAUUUUGACUUCAGUUACAACACAGAAUACGAAGUGUAUGGUGCUUGCUUUAUAUUUUUAUUAUAAAUAUCUGCACUGUAAACAGUUUUUCAAUUCACUCUAGUGCAAGCUCUGUAUUGUCAAAGUGCAGUUUACAAAUGUUUUUUUGUUGUGUAACUGCACUCAAAACAGUGUAAAACUUUAGAACCUACAGGUCUACUCAAUUCUCCUUCUUGUUUGUCUUAGUGUUUGGCUGAAAAAAUUCGUUCACAUUUACAGGAGAUAAUGCUGCCCCUUCCUAUUUACAAUGUCACCUGAAAGUAAGAAUGGGCAUUUGCAUGGCACUUUUGUAGCUGGCAUUGGGGCAGGGCAGCACAGCUUCACAGGUGAUUAAUCAGCCCCACCCAGUCAGAGGCUCAGGGCUCCAUGCAUCUUAGAGGGAAUACUGAUUGCAAGCUAUUUAUAUGCCACAUAUGCUAAACGUUUGUAUGCACCUUAUCCUUUGACCACCAAUCCAGAGGGUAUACUUCCCUGCUGAUGAUGCUUGUUUGGAAAAAAAUGUGUUAAGUUCAUGACUUGAACUCCUUGGGGGAGAAUUGUUAUCUCCUGUUCUGUUUUACCCAUGCUGUGCCAUAUAUUUCAUGUGACAGCAGUCUUAGAUGCUGAUCCAAUAUGUAUUUUAAGGUGACUUUCACUGCAGAUUUGACAAAAUGCAAAGAAAGGUACCAAUAUGAGCUUUCUAAAGUUAGCUAUAGUACUCAACCCAAGGUUUAAGAGUCUGAACUUUUGAGAGGGAUGUAGUAUGGAGCAUAAUUUUUGAUGUCUUAAAAGAGCAACUCCAAUAUCGAAACUACAGAAUCUGAACCACCAAGAAAAAGAAAAUCAGUCUUCUGCUAGUGACAUCUGACUAGACAAUAAAAAUGAACACGCAUUGGUCCAUGCUAUUUUGGAUCAUUAUUGAACCUGCUAUCACUAUAGACGCAUCCUCUGAAAUGGUGGUUGAAGCAUGAAGGGACACUUUUUUUUUUACUGUAUAUGGCAUGUACGUCUCUUGUGAUGCAGGCUGUGACAGUACUAUUUGAAUAUCUGUUCUUGUUUUCAGGUGACAGGUAAACGAGAAGUAGGCAGGAUUAUGUCCUGCAAAUGUAAAUACACUUGUUUAUACGAGUGAUUGGCUGAACAAAAAGUAGGGCAGAGUGGCUUUGUAACAUUGUGCACUUUGUAUUCUGUGCUAUAACUGAAUCAAUAUUUGAAAAUGUGGAAAACAUCCAAAAGUAUUUAAAUGAUGGUAUUCUGGUAACAGUGCAAUUAAUUGUGAUUUUUUUAAAUAGCUUGACAGCCCUAGUAUGCAUGCUUCAUGCAGAAAGUGUGCUGAUGAAGCUCCUUCUCAGAUUUAGUACACAUGGAGUUAUAAAGACAAACUCUGGUAUACUAUCACAAGACAGAAUCACUUAUGAUGUACUAACUAUUACAGUUUUCUGCAAAGGAAAGCAUUAAAUCACAGCAGAAUGGUACCGUCAGAACUUAAAAUCCUUGGGGGGAAAAUCACUUUACGUUUUCAUUGUGAUAUCAAUAACACUGCCCAUAUAGUAUGAAUUAUUCUCUUCCGUGAAAAUACUUAGGUAACUAUCUGACCCAGAAAAAAGAUAGUGACAUUAGGGCUCAUGGUAUAGUGUCACGUAUGUAGAUAAAUUGACUUCUUAAAUAGAGACAUGUUUCUAGUACUGCUAGUUGGUGGUGGUUGGGACACCAAGGCACUGAACUUCCUGAAUGAGCUGUGCUGUGCAAUUUUAAAAAUGGCUUGGUCAGUUUGAGAUCUUGGAGCAGAAAUUUCAACAUAUAUAGAACUGGAAGAAAUCAAGGCAUUUUAAAUGCUUGUCCAAAUAAUUGAAUUAACUAGAAACAGUUCAAACUGCAUAUGUGGUGAAUGUUUCUUCUAUAUCUCUGACUUCAUUCUUCAUUUAGGCAUUGCUAUGAUUUCACUUACCACCUGUGAUCAAAGAAUAGGGCAAAACUAUUUAAAUGCCUGUUCAUUGCUUAUACGCUAAUCACAAAAAGCACAGGACAAGGGAUUUCACAUUAACGGUAAUAAAAUCUAAUUAUUUAAUACUUUGGAGCCAGAGAUCUGGUGUGUUUUGCAUAGUAGUAAAGAAUUGAGGUGUGAAGAGGGAAUAUAUGUUGUACUGUGCUGCUUUGUUACCAGCAGUAAAUUUACUGUAGAUCUGUAUUGAAUUUGAGGGGAUGUGGUUGUAUGUGUGUGUAUAAAACCUUUACAUUUUGAUCUUUAAACUCGUAUAGAAAUGGUUAAUAGACAAUGUUUUACUUUUAUUCAAUACCUUUCUCUUAGCUAUUACCAUAUACAGCAGUCCAAAUCUGUCGCCUUUGCAACAGAAGGGUAAAUAUAAAAUAAAUCCUAUACAUUUUAAUGUGCAUGUUUAGUUAAUUGGGAGUAUUGUAUUUCUUCAGGAACACAGUUUUACACUGGAGAGAUGACAAAAUCCAUUCUCUUCUUCUUCAUUCCUACAUCUCAAGUUUUGUGCAGCACACUUGAAUGUGGUAUUCCAGGAAGGAAUAGCAAAAUGUUGAGGUUACCAACAGAUCAUGUCAGCUUGGAAAUGCCUCAUCAGUUUUUUAAUAAAAUGGUGACACUA